CUUGAAUCGGGCAGCCUUGCUGUUCAAGCUUCAAUUAUCAUCUCCUAGUUCCCUUUAGGAGGUCAAGAUGCUGUCCACGGCUGUUCGACCCGCUCUCCGAGCCAGCGCGGCUGCCGCGUUGCGGCCCGCGACCGUUGCUCCACCGAAUGCCGCGACCUAUGCGACCCUUCGUGAGAUCGAGGGCCGUCUGAAGUCGAUCCGCAACAUCGAGAAGAUCACCAAAACGAUGAAGAUCGUGGCCUCCACCAAGCUCACCCGCGCCCAGCGAGCCAUGGCCGACUCCCGCACCUACGGUCAAACGUCGAACACCGUCUUCGAGAAGGCUGAGACGAAGCCGAUCGAGGCUGAGGGCAAGAAGGAUUUGAUCAUCGUCUGCAGCUCCGACAAGGGCCUCUGUGGUGGUAUUCACUCGGGCUUGUCACGAACGACCCGACGGAUGCUGGCAGCGAAGUCGGAUAUCGAGCUCGUCAUCGUCGGUGAGAAGUGCAAGGCGCAACUCGGCCGAUCCAAUGGCAAAAAUGUUGUUCUCAACUUUGCUGGCAUUGGGAAGAACGUUCCUACCUAUGCCGAUGCUCAAGCCAUUGCCGACCAGGUCUCGCUUCUCUCGACCGACUAUGCUUCCGUCAAGAUCAUGCACAACAAGUUCCUCAAUGCUUCGAGCUAUGAGCCAGUCACAGUUGAGGCUUUUUCCGAAGAAGCUAUUGCCAAUUCUCCGAACUUCGCUGCUUUCGAGAUUGAGGACGAGACUCUCUCUAACCUCCGCGAGUAUGCUCUUGCCAAUUCAUUAUACUGGGCACUCACCGAAGGCCAUGCUUGCGAGAUCUCUGCUCGCCGCAAUGCCAUGGAUAACGCCUCAAGCAACGCCAACGAUAUGAUCAACAAGUUCCAGAUUCUCUACAACCGAACCCGUCAAUCCGUCAUUACUGGAGAACUGGUCGAGAUUAUCACUGGUGCCAUCGCAUCGGAGGAUAUGUAA
Eremomyces bilateralis CBS 781.70 is the source of this 976-nucleotide messenger RNA. RefSeq names its product ATP synthase F1. The transcript is spliced from 4 exons. Gene Ontology annotation, molecular function: proton-transporting ATP synthase activity, rotational mechanism. The record is from RefSeq and is a predicted model, not a curated record. Lineage: Eukaryota; Fungi; Ascomycota; Dothideomycetes; Eremomycetales; Eremomycetaceae. Gene Ontology annotation, biological process: proton motive force-driven ATP synthesis. The coding region runs from base 68 to 976 and encodes 302 amino acids.